GGGUUAGGAUGGCUGUCAUAACAAUUACAUGUAUCGUAGAUGUUGUAGAAAGAAUUUCAUUGCGUAAUUUUAAAAUGUUUAAGCAGUAUAGAAGGAAAUUUUGGGCCCUUUUAUGACGUGAACACGUAAUUUCAAUAUGUCUGAACUAAUGGACGUUCUUGAAAUUCACCAUUAUCCUCAGUUCAUGGACAAAUGUUGCGAUUUAAUAAACAUGGAAUGGCCCAGGAGUAAAACUAUAAGACUGAGAACAUUAAAGAUGUCCUGUGACAAUUUUCCAACAUGCCUUGUUCUAGUUCAAUCCCAUGAAGUCAUUGGUCACAGCAAAAUAACACCAAUACCUAGCCUGCCUUUGGGAUGUUUCAUUGAAUCAGUUCUCAUUCACCCUAAACACAGAGGAAAAGGACUUGGUAAAUUCCUCAUGGCCAAAACUGAAGAUCAUGCAAAAAGGCGAGGAAUGAAAACUGUUUAUCUUUCUACUAAAGAUAAGCAAGGAUUUUACUCCAAACUUGGCUACACAGAAUGUGAACCUGUACAAAUCUACGGAGGACCUGUGUUAUCAAGACAAAAUGUCAAGUUUGUGUCAUCUAAUAAAAUAAACACACAUAGUAAUAUUAACAUCCCUGCCCAAUCAGCUUCUGCUAGAGCAUCAACUACAUAUAUUCAUAAUUCAGUUACACCACCACCACCUCCUCCUCCUCCAAACCCUUCUAAUUCAAACACAUUAGUGACUUGUUCAGCUUCCACAUACAUGAAAAAAUAUAUUUAAUUAUAGCUAUACUUCAGCAAAUGUUAAACAUACAAGUAAUGAGAGGUCUCACAAGUAACUGGAAUGACAUUUCUGCACAACUGGCAACACACGAGCGCUGCUGCAUGUUGAACACAUCACCGCAUGAUCUGGUAAUUUUGUGUAAAAGAGUUGUCAGAAUUCAGUUUGUUUUGUGUUGGUGCAGUGUUUUGUUUGUCUGCAACAUGGCUGAUGAAUUGUUAGAGGAGAAUAAAAUUAAAUUGUGAAAAGGGGGGGGGGGGGGGGGAGAAAGAAAUUAUGUUUGCAAAAUGUCAAAAGGCAUAUAAUUUGAUGAUGACCACACUCACUAAAGGUUAGUGGUAGUUUAUUCUUACAGACUAUGGGUGGUUAUUUGUCACUUCUUACAUACUGACAUGUUUUUAAUAAAACAGCAUAAAUGGCAGAAGAAUGCACAGAAGUAUGAUUUUAUAUAUGUAACAAAUGUUUUAUUUAUUUACCUACAGCAUACUUGUGUUAGCAUUUCAGGUUCUCUGACCAGAAUGUUCUAUGCACUUCAUGUUUCUCCUAAGUGUACCCCAUGUUUCACCCUUCUCGAUUCAAUCACCGUAACAGUAUUAGGUGAAGAAUACAAUUUGUGAAACUCCUCAUUUUUUGUCUCCUUUAUUUGAAGAAUUCUUCUCAAACUUAUUUUUGUCACUGUUUGAGACUAAACACACCAAAGAGUUAACCUUAUACUUAUAUUCAAAUUAUAUCUGAUUGGAAAAUUUCUGGUCUAUCUACUGUUAUAAGAGAAGUAUGACAGCAUUAAUAAUGACAACUGACCCCAUCCCAUCUGAAGCCAUCAAACAGUUCUUUAUGUAUCAUGUACUAAUUUAAAGACCCAGCAACACAAAGUUGCUCAACGUACUACUGUAAAACAACGUAAUUUUAGUUGUUAAAUCUGUAUAUUACAACCUAAUAUGUUUCAUACUACAGUGAGAUUCUUUCUGAGUUCCCCAUCAGAUUGCACAACACUUAUUAUGAACUUCAACAUACAAAUGUAAACUUUAUAAUUAGGUGUUAGAAUAAUGAAGAUCGUUUCCAGCACCUGGUGUAAUUGGAAUAAAUUUUAUUUUUAAUGUG
Molecule: messenger RNA, 1867 nt
Organism: Zootermopsis nevadensis
Lineage: Eukaryota; Metazoa; Arthropoda; Insecta; Blattodea; Termopsidae
Gene: Naa80
Product: N-alpha-acetyltransferase 80
Biological process (GO): protein acetylation
Cellular component (GO): cytoplasm
Molecular function (GO): N-acetyltransferase activity; acetyl-CoA binding
Source: RefSeq, a predicted model, not a curated record